This is a messenger RNA of Drosophila simulans, 1570 nucleotides long. RefSeq names its product ras-related protein Rab-27A (gene Rab27). Gene Ontology annotation, cellular component: melanosome; secretory granule. The record is from RefSeq and is a predicted model, not a curated record. Bases 784 to 1476 code for a protein of 230 amino acids. The transcript has 3 exons. Lineage: Eukaryota; Metazoa; Arthropoda; Insecta; Diptera; Drosophilidae. Gene Ontology annotation, biological process: melanosome transport; positive regulation of exocytosis. Gene Ontology annotation, molecular function: GTPase activity; GTP binding.
AAACUAUAGCUCAGUGUUAUUUAGUAACACGAAAUUUGAUUGCUGAAAACUAGGAUUAUAGAAACAGUGGACCAUUCGAGCACGGGAUACACUCCUGACUUUAUAUUCUUCGUCGCAGAACAAAGCUUAGGCGCCGUCCGGCGGAAGCUCCGUCCAAAGCCGUUCCAUUCCUAAAGUUGCCCGAAGGAUUAUGUCUCGAGAGUGCUUCGAAGUAUCCACGAAAUAACCACAUUCCCGUGGGAAAGGACACCUGUGCGGCGCACCUGUCGCGCGCGGAAGCGCCUUGAAAGCUGGCGCAAGCUUUGGCUGAAAGCUGCGCCUCGGCAAAGGGACCGCCAGUUGGCGGCUAACGAGCCCUGUAGUCUGUGCUGGGCAGCGCAUGGCAACAGGUCGGGCAGCGCACCGCCCACAGGAUCCAGUGCGUCGCAUCCGCAGCAUCCGCACAGCCUCGGAGUCCUCGUGGGCCGAUUGUUUUCGUUCAGCAAGCCUCCGCAAGGUGUUUGAAGGUCCCUUUCCCCGCGCGGACGAAUUGCGCGCGCUAAAAAUAACGGUUGCCCGCCCAGCCAGUCUGGUCCAGUCAGCUGAAUCGCAAUCCUUCCGGAUCCUUGGAGUGACGAGUGGCGUGUCGCCUUGGGCGCCAAAGUCGACGGCGGGCGUCGGAGCAGAAAUGCGUGCCGCCCCUCCUGAGCCUGAGCCUCUGCAAUUAGCCGGAUCCGGUGAACAGGCGGACGGGAUGCGUCUGCGGUCCUGAACGUGCCAAACGCGCUGCUACGAACGUCCAUUAUGACGGGCGCCAACAUCGACUACGACUACCUGCUCAAGUUCCUCGUCCUGGGCGACUCCGGCGUGGGCAAGACCUGCCUCCUCUACCAGUACACGGAUGGCCGGUUCCACACGCAGUUCAUCUCCACCGUGGGCAUCGACUUCCGCGAGAAGCGGCUGCUGUACAACUCCCGCGGACGCCGCCACCGCAUCCACCUGCAGAUCUGGGACACCGCCGGACAGGAGCGCUUCCGUUCGCUAACCACAGCGUUCUACCGCGACGCCAUGGGCUUCCUGCUCAUCUUCGACCUGACCAGCGAGAAGAGCUUCCUGGAGACGGCCAACUGGCUGUCGCAGCUGCGGACUCACGCCUACUCCGAGGACCCCGACGUGGUCCUCUGCGGCAACAAGUGCGACCUGCUGCAGCUGCGCGUGGUGAGUCGCGACCAGGUGGCGGCCCUCUGCCGACGCUACCGGCUGCCGUACAUCGAGACGAGCGCCUGCACCGGGGCCAACGUCAAGGAGGCCGUGGAGCUGCUGGUGGGCCGCGUCAUGGAGCGGAUCGAGAACGCGGCCUGCAACCGCGAGUUCUCCCUGCUACUGACCCAGUCGCGGUGCCUGCCGAACAUCGCCUACGGCCAGCCGGAGGACCUGGUGCGACUCCACGACCGGCGGGAGGAGCCCUGCUCGCGGCGCAACUGCCGCAACUGCUAGGUGCCAUGCCCGUGGCCAAGUCACCCUGCUUUGUUCCUUGACUCAUGUUUCCGAAUCUAAGUGUGUUUCGCUGUAAAUAAAUGUUGAUUGUUGA